Striga asiatica is the source of this 717-nucleotide messenger RNA. NCBI's taxonomy places the organism in Eukaryota, Viridiplantae, Streptophyta, Magnoliopsida, Lamiales, Orobanchaceae. The record is from the annotation of a GenBank genome assembly.
UAAUCACCCCCAUUAUGCAAUUAAUCUCGCCGGUAUGAAAGCAAAUUCUCCAAUCCCGAGCACUGAAUGCUGUUUGCUAACUACCGCCGGCCAUUAAAUGUCAUUCUCCUCUUUCCAAUCACUCAAUCUAGUUUCCAUACGACUCUCGGAAGGACAAGAGGCAAAAACCCCACAAGGAAAAAAUUGGAAUCAAAUCAGACCCAAAAGUAAAAAAUGUCUCCUUUUCUAUCAUCUUUCACUAUACCCUCGUUAAUCUUCAGUUUAUUUGCCUCUUCCUUAAUCCCAUUUUCAGUCUCUUUGCCUUUCAUUCUUCUCCAUGGAAUUGGAGAUCAGUGUUCGAGCAGAGGAGUGAAGAGCCUUACGCAGGAUCUUAUCGACUUCUCUAAAUCUGAAGGGUUUUGCGUGGAAGUUGGAGAUGUAUAUUGGGAUUCUUGGUUUAAGCCCUUACAGGAUCAGACUCAAAUCGUAUGCAAUAAGGUGAAGCAAAUGCAAGAACUGCACGAGGGUUACAACAUUGUUGGUUUUGCCCAGGGAAACUUAAUCGGACGAGGUGUUGUAGAGUUCUGUGAUGGUGGACCACCGGUAAGGAAUUUUGUAUCUCUUGGAGGACCUCAUACUGGUACUGCUUUAGUUCCUCUUUGUGGUACUGGUGUAUUUUGCAACUUAGCCAAUGCUCUGAUAAAAUCCGAGAUAUACUCAGACUAUGUCCAAGUACGU